AUGUUACCCAAAGGCCGGAGGCUUGUGGGCCGUACAGUCGCCCGUCGACGCUUUCUAUUCGUUGCUCUCGCCGUCCUGUCGUUUGUGCUUUGGCACAAUCUUCCCCUUCUCCACAAGAAUGGCAAUCGAGCAGAUCGUCGAACGCCCAAGUAUGAUGUCGACGACGUGCCGCAUUUCGUCCAUCGUGCGUCCUUUCGGGUCGAUCCGGAUUUAGAGUACGAAGAGCGCGUGUCGCAAGCCUUGCGCAAUAUCGAACGAGCGGUUAUACAUGAGAACGGAGGGGAGUAUGUGGCGCGCGACAGGAUCUGGCAGGUGAUGCUGGGGAAGAAUCGAGAGCGGAGUGAGGACUCGUUGGCGUUCGAAGAUGAGAACGAGGGAUGGGAAUAUUCGCUCGUCACCACCGACACGGCCAACGCCUUUAUCGACAGCGUCUUCCUAACAGUCCCCGACCUCAAGGACAUCUACAUGGCCUACCCUCUCGACAUCCUCCGCGCAGACCUCCUCCGAUACCUCCUGCUCUGGUACCACGGCGGAUACUACGCAGACACCGACGUCUUCCCCAAACGAUCUAUCAAAGACUGUCCCUCACUAGAACCGCUCUUCACCCCUCCCCCUCACCACAAACCCAACAUCUCCCUCGUCAUCGGCAUCGAACUCGACGAGCCCAAAGCCUCCUCGCAACUCAUGCGCCACUGGCGCUGGACCCGACGCUACGGCUUCAUUCAGUACACGCUCUACGCGCCUCGACGCUUCAGCCCGCUCCUCCGCGAGACCAUCGUCCGGGCCCUCUCCCACACGCGACAACACAUCCAGCAGUACCUGCUCCCGUGGGGCCCACGGUACAACGAGCACGCCAUCCUGGAGAUCAGCGGCCCAGGCAUGUUCACCGACACCGUGCUGGACACGCUAUCGCAGACGCUGCCGCCCACCAACAAGCUCGUCGAGCAGUCCGUCGGCGCAGACCUCGGCGUUGGCGACCUCAUGACGCACAGAUCGGGCCUCACGCAGCGCCGCGUGACCUGGGCGCCUUUCUUCGGCAUCAAAGAGCCGCUCUGCGUCGAUGCUUCUGAGGCUACGGACGCGAUGGGCGGGCUCUGCGUGCUGCCGGUCAAUGCGUGGGGGAACGGGCAGAGACAUAGCGGGUCCGAGAACUUUGGGAGUCAGCAUGCGUGCGUGAAUCAUCGGUUCAAGGGCAGUUGGAAGCCGUGGAAGAAGUCGUGGAAGGAGUAUUUCUUUGGAUAG
This is a messenger RNA of Aspergillus steynii IBT 23096, 1242 nucleotides long. RefSeq lists its product as uncharacterized. Gene Ontology annotation, molecular function: alpha-1,6-mannosyltransferase activity. Gene Ontology annotation, cellular component: mannan polymerase complex. The record is from RefSeq and is a predicted model, not a curated record. Lineage: Eukaryota; Fungi; Ascomycota; Eurotiomycetes; Eurotiales; Aspergillaceae. The transcript is spliced from 2 exons. Gene Ontology annotation, biological process: protein N-linked glycosylation. The coding region runs from base 1 to 1242 and encodes 413 amino acids.